Molecule: messenger RNA, 1777 nt
Organism: Eremomyces bilateralis CBS 781.70
Lineage: Eukaryota; Fungi; Ascomycota; Dothideomycetes; Eremomycetales; Eremomycetaceae
Exons: 6
Coding region: 361-1512 (383 amino acids)
Source: RefSeq, a predicted model, not a curated record
ACUUCUCAUCGCGAUCUCUAUCUUUCCUUCCGCGACGUUCUGUACCGUUUUCUUGGGUCGAAUCCAAGCAUCGCACCAGCUUGAGCUGUGCAUUCCCUGCCAGGGACCGUUGAAUCAGAAGGCUGUUACAUCUUCUUCAUGUCACCGUCGUUGCUAGGUGCACUUUGCCCAGUAUCCUGGACGAUCUGGUGAUACCUUGAGAGUGUGCGACUCAAGGAAGAUUGUACAUCAAUAGCCCACCUCUCCUCUUCUUGAACAGGUCAGCAGCCCGUCGUCGCGAGUUGUUCACCGAUACAUUAUCUAUAUUCGUUUCCACUACAUUCUCUCACUGAACAUUUCCUUCAACGGGGGAUAUGCACGAUGGACCCCUCUAUUCCUGCACCGGAUCCGUCCCCGUUCCCUGAUCCAUCGAGGUUUUCACCCAUCAUUGAUGGCAACCAUGCUGGUUAUAUCUACAUCGCAACAAUCCUCUUCAUUGUAUAUACCGUACUCUCUUUGGUGGUGCGAGGUCAUAUCAAAUGGGGCUUGUAUGGUUUCGAUGACUGGACGAUCUUCGCCUCAACUAUCUUUCACGGCGCUCAAGUAGCUGCCAUCGCCUUGUCCUUGAAGUAUGGCUUAGGCAAAGUCCCAUCUUUGAUCCCUCCUGGCGAGGUUGAGCAAGCUGGAGUGGCGCUAUUCGCUUCCAAUAUUAUGUUCGUUGUUGCGCACUGCCUCUCCAAAUGUUCGGUGCUGUGUCUGAUCCUUCGACUCUUCACACGAGACAUGAAGAAGCUGUCCAUGGUCGCUGCUAUAACCAUUACCUUAGCUAUCGCGUGGGGGGCCGGCUCAAUCGUUGCGUUAUCUGUGGCAUGCGAUCCUAAGUCUUUAUUGACUGAUCUAACUGAUGCGAAAUGUCCAUCACAGCUCUUGAGGUGGCGGCUAGUCAUUGGAGUUGACAUUGCGAUUGAGAUAAUCCUCCUCGUUUUGCCUACCUGGCUCAUUCUCCCGCUGCAAAUGAGCUGGGAGCGAAGGUUCCAAGUCAUCUUCGCGUUCUGGCUACGCAUCCCCGUAAUUGCCUUCACCGCCUUGAAGCUCUACUUUUUCCUUCCGACCGUCAGCUCUCCAGUCCCCAGUUUCACCAUAUCUUCCGCCAUUGUCUGGACGCAAUUCCUCCUCUGCUGGUCACUUAUGGCAGCCAGCAUUCCCAACCUCAAGACCUUCAUGCGGUCCUUCAACUCGGGCUUUGGGCUUGAGAUCGCCGGGCUCACCUACGGAUAUGGCUCGCGAAACUACGAGAUGAACUCCCUGCAUACUGGCAGCGGCCACAAAAGCCGAGAGCAGACGUUGAAUCGGAGCCACGCCGACAGCACCGCUGACAGGCUGAGAACUGACGCACUGCAAACCACGACGAGCAUUUAUGGGAAGGGGGCGUCAACGGAAGGGGAGGAGAGUAGCGUGACGAGUGGAAAUAGUCAGGAGAUGAUCAUCCGCCGGGACGUUCAGUGGACCGUCUCAUAUAAUCGGCCUCACUAGAUGAGGGAUUCUGAUCUUGCCAUCGAUUUCAAGUUGUAUCUCAGCGUAUUGGUGUCACAGGAUGAGCGUUCUAGCUGGUACAGUUUUUGGACACUUGUAUUAUGUAUAUAUGAUGGUCAUGUGCUUCCUCUUAGUUGGCUCUAUGACUGGCGUUACACGGAUGGCGAACCCCUCGGUGUACCACAUAUCAAAAGAGUGGAAAAGUAUGGAUUGAAGAUUUCGACUGUACGCUACAAAUCCGGAUAGAGAUAGAGAUAGAGCGCCG